Messenger RNA from Spirometra erinaceieuropaei, 234 nucleotides. The record is from the annotation of a GenBank genome assembly. Lineage: Eukaryota; Metazoa; Platyhelminthes; Cestoda; Diphyllobothriidea; Diphyllobothriidae.
AUGGUGCGUCAGCUCCACGAUGGCAUGACGGGGCGCUUCACGGACAAUGGAUCUGUCUCAGAGGCAUUCUCAAAGACCAACGGUGGGAAGCAGGACUGCGUCCUCACGCCUAAACUCUUCAAUCUCAUGUUCUCUGCCAUGCUGAUGGACGCCUACCGUGACGAGCGCCCCGGGAUCCGCGUCGACUACAGGACUGGCAACCAACUCUUCAACCGCCGACGGACGCACUUCUAG